AUGGGUGCCAGCGUAAAUCUGAUGCCACUUGCUGUAUGUAAGAAUCUGGGUUUGGAAUAUCCAACACCAACUAAUAUGCGACUGGUAAUGGCAGAUAAGUCAAUAAAGCAGCCUGUUGGAAUUUUUCAUGAUGUGUUGGUGAAAGUAGCAGACUUUAUUCUUUGUACUGAUUUUGUGGUAGUGGAUUUUGAUGUGUACUUUGAGGUACCCAUUAUCUUGGGAUGGCCACUCUUGGCAACAGGAAGAAUAAUAGUUGACAUUGAGUUGAAUGAGCUCAAGUUUAGGCUCGGUAAAAAGGAGGCAAAAUUCAAAAUACAUCAAUCCAUUUCACAACAAAAUGAUAUGAAUGUCUUCUCAAUCAUUGACGUUUUCUAUAAGGAUGAAAAAGGGGUAUCAACAGCUUCUGAGCAGGAUGGGUCUAAAAAAGUUGAGUCUGAACAGUAUGAGUCUGAACAUGUUGAAGCUAAUGAAGAGGAUCAAGCAGAAUCUAAAGAAUCUGAGUCCAAAGAAAUAACUUUCGGGUCCUCAUCUACUGAGCAACAAGAUGAUAAAGAGUCUCCACCUUGGAGGACUCUUAUCAAAUAUCUGUUGGUGUCAAAGAUUGUAGGAGUUGAUGAAGACGUUCAUGCUCAGAAAACUCACAACCCCACCCAAUUUGGAAAUAGAUUUAAUUCCCAGGCAAAAGAGAUGACAGGUGUUGAUCUUGCUAUAUUUAGGGCUAUGUUGGAUAAGGUUAAGCCUGAGGUUGGGGUGCUGCAGCAGCACCAAAUUAUAAUGCCAAUAGGUCCAGCUGUAGAAGAAUUGGAGGAAGAAAUUUCAAUCCUUGAUCUCAUUGUAGACUCCCUGAAGAAAAAGAAGAAAAAAUUGGAGUUUAUGGCUGAUAAUGAGAAAUGGGAAGCAGCCAUUCGAGCUAGGGAUAUAGGUACUUCAUCUAGCGAGGCUCCAACCACCGCCAUUCUAGAUGCUCUUGAUGGGGAGAAGACAGCAGAUGAUAUAGUAACAAGGUCGAAGACCCAGGAUCCACGUGCUUGA
Molecule: messenger RNA, 1032 nt
Organism: Capsicum annuum
Lineage: Eukaryota; Viridiplantae; Streptophyta; Magnoliopsida; Solanales; Solanaceae
Exons: 5
Coding region: 1-1032 (343 amino acids)
Source: RefSeq, a predicted model, not a curated record